UUUUCCGUCGGAAUGUCCGUCAGAAUAUCGCUGUUUUCUUGUAGUGAUAGGGCAUGAUCAUCCAAUAGCAAACCCUUCAACAGAAAAGGAAAAGCUCUAAACCAGAUGGAGACCGUGAGCUACGAUGAUUCCAUUUACCUUUUUCGUUUUAGGGUUUAUGUCAUUGUCUGGAAUCGCGUACCUUGCUCAACACUCUUCAUGGAGGUUUUUGUAUCUAUACACAGCCGUUCCCGCAAUAUUCUACUGUAUCUUCCUCUACAUAUUCGCACUCGAAUCACCUCGGUGACUUCACAUGCAAGGAAACGACGAAGAAGCUAUUAAUGUUCUCAAAAGCAUGUCAUCCAAGAACAAACCCUACUUGGAGUCUUUAGUUUGUCAGUUACCCCUGGUACAAGAAACCGCUGAGGAACUACCUCGGUACUCGAUUAAGGACUUCUUCUUCCGAAAGUGGGCUUUUCGGAGGAUAGUAGUUGUCAUGAUCAUAUUGUUUGGGUUGGGAAUAUCAUACUAUGGAGUUCCAUUAACAGUUAGAGACAUAGACGUGAACAUAUACUUGAGCGAAACCCUAAACGCAGUGGUGGAGUUGCCUACUUUCGUUAUCACUCCGAUCUUAUUAGAGAGGUUCAACAGAAGAAGCUCUGUUCUAGUGAAUACAUUACUCGGUGGAGCCUCGGGAGUGCUAUGUUUCAUUCUCAGCCUUCUAGGAAAAACAAGCAUUGCGUUUGCGUUUGAACUAGGGACAUUUUUCUGUGCAAGAAUCGGAUUCAACCUAAUGGCGGUUUAUAUGGUUGAAAUGUUUCCGACAUGUGUGAGAAGUUCCGCAACAAUGAUGUUUAGACAGGCUCUUGUUGUUGGAGGAGCUUGCUGUCCGCUCAUUGCUUCCAUUGGGAGAGAUCUACCAUCAGUAUCCUUUGCGAUUUUCGGAGUUGCCAUGUCGGGUUUUGGAUUGUUCGUUUUGAUUCUACCCGAGACAAAAGGUUCAAGCCUCUGCGAUACAAUGGAAGAACAAGAGAAGAGAGAUCAAACCAUAAACACUAGCCAUUGUUGAUGAAUUUAGAAGUUUAGCUUAUAAAUGCUCUAUCUUCAUAUUUUUUCGAAUAUAUGUGGUGUCUGUGUUGAUGUAAAAGACUUAUAAGAAGUGAGUUGAAGUUGAAG
Messenger RNA from Brassica napus (rape), 1155 nucleotides. Its product is annotated as organic cation/carnitine transporter 6-like. The transcript has a single exon. The coding region runs from base 293 to 1048 and encodes 251 amino acids. The record is from RefSeq and is a predicted model, not a curated record. Lineage: Eukaryota; Viridiplantae; Streptophyta; Magnoliopsida; Brassicales; Brassicaceae.